This is a messenger RNA of Alosa alosa (allis shad), 1052 nucleotides long. RefSeq names its product protocadherin beta-16-like. The transcript has a single exon. The record is from RefSeq and is a predicted model, not a curated record. Gene Ontology annotation, molecular function: calcium ion binding. The coding region runs from base 72 to 839 and encodes 255 amino acids. Lineage: Eukaryota; Metazoa; Chordata; Actinopteri; Clupeiformes; Clupeidae. Gene Ontology annotation, biological process: homophilic cell-cell adhesion. Gene Ontology annotation, cellular component: membrane.
AGUUUCAAGGUUCAAAUCAUUGCCCGAGAUAAUGGGUCUCCCCGCUCAGUAGCAAUGUUACUGUCAGCGUAAUGAUAGCAGAUGAGAACGAUAACACACCGCAGAUACUAUACCCAGCUCAUGAGGGAAAUUCUCUAAUGACUGAGAUGGUGCCCAAAGCUGUGCAGGGGAACUCUCUGGUCUCCAAGGUAAUUGCAGUGGACGCGGACUCAGGGCAGAACGCGUGGCUUUCUUAUCACAUCGUUAAAGCUACUGAUCCAGGACUUUUCACCAUCGGCACACACAGUGGAGAGAUCAGGACGCAGAGAGACAUUUCUGAAAAUGAUGGCAUGAAACAGAACCUAAUUGUGUCCGUGAAGGAUAACGGUCAGCCCCCUCUAUCAGCAACAUGCACAGUGUAUUUACUUAUUUCUGAUAAUUUAGCGGAGAUCCCCGAGCUGAAAGACAUGUCUCAGGAUACUGGAUCUAAGCUAACCACUUAUUUGAUUAUUGCGCUGGUGUCUGUUUCCACCUUCUUCCUGACUUUUAUUAUUAUUAUCCUGCCUGUGAAGUUUUGCAACAGGAGAAAGCCUAGACUUUUGUUUGAUGGUGCUGUCGCCAUUCCCAGCGCUUAUCUUCCUCCAAAUUACGCAGACGUGGACGGCACAGGAACUCUUCGCAGCGUCCGCAGUGCUUAUAAUUACGACGCAUAUUUGACCACAGGAUCGCGCACCAGUGACUUUAAAUUUGUGAGAUCUUACAAUGAUGGUACUCUUCCCGCCGAUAUGACACUCCAAAAGACGACUUCACAAGACCCGUUUGGACCAUGUGAUGACACAGAUUCCUCUCAGGUAAAAUGAAAUCCUGGCAUUUUGUCCACUUUGCAUGAUGUGACUCAGGAAUACAUCCCUCUCUCACUCGCGUUCUCUUUCUCCCAAUAUGUACCAAUAGAACGUGUGAAAAGUGACAAGUGAAAUGUUAUUGUUUUUUUGGAAAAUAUAUGUUCAUUUUGAUUUUGAUGAAGCAACAUGUCUCAAAAUGUUGACAUGUUGCUGGAGGUUUGAGAAUGAAAU